AUGUUAUCCAGAUCUUUUGCAAAGUCGGCUACACGGUUCCCGGCAGCUUCAAGGACAGCUCUCUCCAUGAGAUCAACUGCAAAGACAUUUUUAAAUUCCAAACAUAUUCCAUACUAUUCCAUCUCUGCAGCACGUUUCAAAUCCUCCGCUUCGACAAUUGUAAGAGAGGCCCCAGCACCUGCUUUCAAUCAAGAAUUGGAUGACACUACAGGGAACGUGUCUAACUCCAACGGCGAUUUUGACUCUUCUCUGAUUGGUAAAACUGGUGGUGAAAUUUUCCAUGAAAUGAUGGUCCGCCAUGGCGUUGACACGGUCUUUGGUUACCCAGGUGGUGCAAUUUUGCCUGUCUAUGACGCCAUUUAUAAUUCUGAUAAAUUCAGAUUUGUCUUGCCCCGUCAUGAACAAGGUGCAGGUCAUAUGGCUGAAGGUUACGCUAGAGCUUCAGGUAAACCUGGUGUGGUUUUGGUCACUUCCGGACCCGGUGCAACAAAUGUCAUCACUCCCUUGGCCGACGCCUUGGCCGAUGGUAUUCCUUUGGUUGUCUUCACUGGCCAAGUUCCAACUAGUGCCAUUGGUACAGACUCUUUCCAAGAAGCCGAUGUUGUUGGUAUCUCUAGAUCGUGCACUAAAUGGAACGUCAUGGUCAAGAAUGUCGCAGAACUCCCAAGGAGAAUCAACGAAGCUUUUGAAAUAGCAACUACAGGUAGACCAGGCCCGGUUUUGGUUGACCUUCCAAAGGACGUCACAGCAGCCGUACUUAAACAUGCCAUUCCUUUAUCUUCGUCCAUUCCAAAGAAAACCAUCCCUGCUUUAUCCAAAUCAGUCUCUACUCAAUACACUGUCGAAUGCAUUGAACGUGCCGUUGAAUUGUUGAAGAAGGCAAAGAAGCCAAUCAUUUAUGCCGGUGCAGGUGUCCUCAGUUCCGAUGACGGACCAAAGAAAUUAAAGGAAUUGGCCGAUAAGGCUUGUAUACCAGUGACUACCACCUUACAAGGUUUGGGAUGCUUUGACCAGAACGACCCUAAAUCUCUCGAUAUGUUGGGUAUGCAUGGAUCUGGUGUUGCCAACAUGGCAAUCCAAAAUGCCGAUUUGAUCAUUGCACUGGGUGCCAGAUUUGAUGACAGAGUUACUGGUAACAUUGCGAAAUUUGCACCUCAAGCUAAAUUGGCUGCUCAAGAAGGUAGGGGUGGUAUUGUACAUUUCGAAAUCUCCCCUAAGAAUAUCAACAAGGUUGUCGAGGCAACUGAAGCAAUCGAAGGUGACGUUACUGAAAAUUUGGAACUAUUCAACAAAUUAGCACCUCAAAUGGAAUCACGUCCAGAAUGGUUUAGAUUAAUUGACGAAUGGAAGGAGAAAUACCCUUACUCUUACCAAAUGGAAACUCCAGGUUCUUUGAUUAAACCUCAAACCCUUCUGAAGACCAUCUCUGCAGAAGCUCAUAAAACUGGCAAGGAAGUCAUUGUCACAACCGGUGUCGGCCAACACCAAAUGUGGGCCGCCCAACACUUCACAUGGACUAAGCCAAGAACCUUCAUCACUUCUGGUGGAUUAGGUACCAUGGGUUAUGGUUUGCCUUCAGCAAUCGGUGCUCAAGUUGCUAAGCCAGAUGCGUUGGUCAUCGAUAUUGACGGUGAUGCUUCAUUCAACAUGACUUUGAUGGAACUAUCCUCAGCUAUUCAAGCAAACACCCCUGUCAAAAUUUGUGUUUUAAACAACGAGGAACAAGGUAUGGUCACUCAAUGGCAGUCUCUCUUUUAUGAACAUAGGUAUUCCCACACCCAUCAGUCAAACCCAGACUUUAUGUUACUAGCUCAAUCUAUGGGCCUCAACGGCGUUAGAGUGACCAAACAAGAAGAAAUGAUUCCAGGUAUUCGAGAAUGGCUAAGUACAGAAGGUCCUUGUCUUCUUGAAGUAUAUGUCGAGAAGAAGGUUCCAGUCCUUCCAAUGGUGCCUGCUGGUAAGGGUCUAGACGAGUUCAUAUUCUUUGAUCCUGAAGUCGAAAAGCAACAAGCCGAACUAAGACAUAAAAGAACCGGAGGUAAACACUGA
Molecule: messenger RNA, 2049 nt
Organism: Pichia kudriavzevii
Lineage: Eukaryota; Fungi; Ascomycota; Pichiomycetes; Pichiales; Pichiaceae
Exons: 1
Coding region: 1-2049 (682 amino acids)
Biological process (GO): L-valine biosynthetic process
Cellular component (GO): mitochondrion; acetolactate synthase complex
Molecular function (GO): thiamine pyrophosphate binding; flavin adenine dinucleotide binding; acetolactate synthase activity
Source: RefSeq, a predicted model, not a curated record